ACGAGCCUCACGCUUAAACUCAUUCAUUUAUCCACGCAAGCAAGAUCCAAAAGCUCUAAUUAACUUUCUUUCUUUCUUUCUCUCUGCAGCAACAAGAUGUGGAACCAACCAUUGGGAAAAACCGAUUUGGAAAGCGGUUCUCGCCCGCUGUAUCCGAUGAUGCUUGAGAGCCCCGAACUGCGCUGGUCUUUCAUCAGAAAAGUAUACUCCAUAAUCGCCAUACAGUUGCUCGUAACCAUCGUCGUCGGCGCCGUCGUCGUCACCGUCCGCCCAAUCAGCGUCUUCUUCGCCACCACCGGCGCCGGAUUGGCUCUCUACAUCGUCCUCAUCUUUGUCCCCUUCAUCACGUUGUGUCCACUUUACUACUACUCCCAGAAGCAUCCCGUCAAUUACUUGCUCCUAGCAGUUUUCACCGUGUCUCUUGGUUUUGUCGUUGGAUUGAGUUGCGCCUUUACUAGCGAGAAAGUUAUUCUGGAAGCUGUCAUAUUGACUGCUGUGGUGGUGAUUGCUCUAACACUCUACACAUUUUGGGCUGCAAGGAGAGGCCAUGAUUUCAACUUCCUUGGACCCUUCUUGUUUGGUGCAGUGCUAGUUCUUAUGGUCUUUGCUCUGAUUCAGGUUCUGUUUCCACUGGGUAAAUUGUCCGUGAUGAUCUAUGGUUGCUUGGCAGCCAUUAUAUUUUGCGGCUACAUCAUCUAUGACACAGACAACCUGAUCAAGAGAUACUCGUACGAUGAAUACAUUUGGGCUUCGAUCUCCUUGUAUCUGGACAUCAUUAACCUCUUCCUGUCUCUGCUCACUAUUUUCAGAGCCGCUGAUAGUUAGAUCAUUGUGUCAUAUGCAAUUCCGUUCCUUGCCUGCACAUUAUUUGUUUUUUGUGGGGGACGAGAGUGGGUUCCGAAAACAAAUUCUUGUCAACUAGUAUAUCUUUGGGGCUUGCUCUGUUGCUAGGUGUCUUGUAUACAAUGGAUUAUUGUCAAAAGUUGUUCAUAAAUAGUAGAUUAGCGAUGAAAUUUUGUACUUGAUUAUAAACACGACUUUCCCUUUCUUAUUUGUGUUCCUUAUUGUUUAUAUUAGAAUACAAGAUAUAAUAUAUGGGGCAUUGGCUCAUGAUAUGGAAAAAA
Glycine soja is the source of this 1124-nucleotide messenger RNA. RefSeq names its product protein LIFEGUARD 2-like. The transcript is spliced from 4 exons. Gene Ontology annotation, cellular component: membrane. Lineage: Eukaryota; Viridiplantae; Streptophyta; Magnoliopsida; Fabales; Fabaceae. Bases 97 to 825 code for a protein of 242 amino acids. The record is from RefSeq and is a predicted model, not a curated record.